Messenger RNA from Scomber japonicus (chub mackerel), 7395 nucleotides. RefSeq names its product forkhead box P1b (gene foxp1b). The record is from RefSeq and is a predicted model, not a curated record. The transcript has 17 exons. Bases 739 to 2823 code for a protein of 694 amino acids. Gene Ontology annotation, cellular component: nucleus. NCBI's taxonomy places the organism in Eukaryota, Metazoa, Chordata, Actinopteri, Scombriformes, Scombridae. Gene Ontology annotation, biological process: regulation of transcription by RNA polymerase II. Gene Ontology annotation, molecular function: RNA polymerase II cis-regulatory region sequence-specific DNA binding; DNA-binding transcription repressor activity, RNA polymerase II-specific.
GGAUAUGGGACUAGUUUUGAAAAGCUUAUUGGAACCCAGCCCAAUUUCUCCUGUCUGUCGUCCAAUGGAUGUAUCCAAGAAAUGUCUCAGAGUAGUUUGUUAUCAGUGAUGAGGCCUGUUAUAAUGGAUUAUUUAAUAUACAGCUUGUGCUUGUCUUGUGUGACUUCUCCCUAGCAUCAGGAGCCAAAAUACAGCAAAAACACACCACCUCCCAAAAAAAAAGAAAACCUUGAGAAAGCAUUGCGUUGUUGCACCUUUGGUACAGGCCCGUGUGUUGUCUAGCCGAACCUAAACAGCACUAAAGUGAACCUCUCUCCCCAUUGUCUCCUCCUUUUGUGCGUCUUUAUCUCUCGCGCAAGAAAUGUUGUGCUUUUGUUGUGCGCUUGUGUAAACAAGGGCUGUGUGAGAACUCGGCGAAAUUGAAGCAGGUGGCCGCUGAGGCUUUACUGUCAUGAGCAUUAAAGAAAAACAGAACACGGAGAAGGGUCAAAGCACAGCUGCGCGUAGGGGCCGACCCUACCUUGAAUCGACUGCUGACUUGUUUGAGCUGUUGAAUUCCAGGCAACCAUGACAGGGGGACAGGCAUUAGAUUUCCAGCAAAAAAAAAAAAAAAGAGGGGUGGAGGGGAGAAGAGGGAAGAAGAGGAGGAGGAGGAGCAGCAGCAGCAGCAGGACUGAUGAGCUCUGGCCCCGCCGGCUGUUCUUAACCUUCAACCUGUCUGGUCAGGUUUUUUAAGUCAUGAUGCAAGAAUCUGGGACGGAGGCGACAAGCAACGGACCAGCCAAUCAAAAUGGAGGUGCGAGUGUGGAAGGCGGGUCUAGGGAAGGACGACCCAAGAGUGCCACGCCGUCGAUGGAGGUGACCGCCGCCGACCUCCUGCAUCUCCAGCAGCACCAGGCUCUCCAAGUGGCUCGACAGAUUCUCCUCCAGCAACAGCAGCAGCAACAACAGCAACAACCCCAGUCACAGCAACUGCAGUCUCAACAAAACACUGGCCGCAAAUCCCCCAAAGCCAACGACAAGCAUCAAAGCCUACAGGUUCCAGUGUCAGUGGCUAUGAUGACACCCCAAGUGAUAACUCCACAGCAGAUGCAGCAAAUCCUUCAACAGCAAGUCCUGAGCCCUCAGCAGCUCCAGGUUCUUCUCCAGCAGCAGCAGGCCCUCAUGUUGCAACAGCAGCAACUCCAAGAGUUUUACAAAAAGCAGCAGGAACAGCUCCACAUCCAGCUCCUACAGCAGCAGCAGCAGCAGCAGCAGCAACAGCAGCAGCAGCAGCAGCAGCAGCAUGCAGGCAGCAAGCAGAGUAAAGAGCAGCAGGUGUCGGCACAGCAGUUGGCCUUCCAGCAGCAGCUCCUGCAGGUCCAGCAGGUCCAGCAGCAGCAUCUGCUCAAUCUUCAGAGGCAAGGACUGCUCACCAUCCAGCCUGGACAGACGGGCCUGCCACUGCACUCCCUCACUCAGGGCAUGAUUCCAGCAGAGCUGCAGCAACUGUGGAAGGAAGUGACAAACGCAAGCGUGAAGGAGGAGCACAUCAACAGCAGCAGCAACAACGGCCACCGGGGCCUCGACCUGUCCUCCCCGGCGCCGCCAAAGAACACACUCCUCAACCAGCACGCCUCCACCAACGGGCAGUACAUGAGUCACAAGAGAGAAGUAUCCACGCUAGAAGAGACUUCCCCCCACAGUCACCCUCUCUACGGUCACGGCGUGUGCAAGUGGCCCGGAUGUGAAGCGGUCUUUGAUGAUUUCCACUCAUUCCUCAAGCAUCUUAACAAUGAGCAUGCCCUGGAUGACAGGAGCACGGCCCAGUGUCGGGUGCAAAUGCAGGUCGUACAACAGCUGGAGCUGCAGCUAGCAAAAGACAAAGAGCGUCUGCAAGCCAUGAUGACGCAUCUUCAUGUCAAGUCCACGGAGCCCAAAGCCACCCCACAGCCGCUCAACCUGGUGUCCAACAUCACAUUGUCCAAGUCGGCCCCCGAGGCCUCUCCUCCUCUGAGCCUGCCCCAGACCCCCACCACGCCCACAGCGCCGCUCACGCCCCUUUCCCAGACUCACUCCGUCAUCACAGCCAACAGCCUGCACAGCAUGGGCCCCAUGCGACGGCGCUACUCAGAAAAGUACAACAUGCCCAUCUCUCCAGAUCUCAGUCAGAACAAAGAGUUUUACAUGAAUGCAGAUGUUAGACCGCCGUUCACGUACGCCUCACUAAUAAGACAGGCAAUCCUCGAAUCUCCAGAAAAGCAGCUAACACUAAACGAAAUCUACAACUGGUUCACACGAAUGUUUGCAUAUUUUAGGCGCAACGCGGCGACGUGGAAGAAUGCAGUCCGGCAUAAUCUUAGUCUUCACAAGUGUUUUGUGCGAGUAGAAAACGUAAAAGGGGCUGUGUGGACAGUCGACGAGCUAGAGUUCCAAAAGAGACGGCCUCAAAAGAUCAGCGGAAGUCCAGCCUUAGUGAAGAACAUUCAGACCAGCUUGGGCUAUGGUCCGACCCUCUCUGCUGCCUUCCAGGCUUCAAUGGCAGAAAACAACAUACCUCUAUACACUACUGCUUCUAUUGGAAGUCCCACCCUCAACUCCCUGGCUAACGCCAUCCGCGAGGAGAUGAAUGGAGCGAUGGACCAUGGAAACAGCAACGGCAGUGACAGCAGCCCGGGACGCUCGCCCCUGCCAGCUAUGCAUCACAUCAGCGUUAAGGAGGAACCACUGGACCCCGACGACCACGAAGGGCCCCUCUCCCUGGUAACGACUGCCAAUCACAGUCCGGAUUUCGAUCACCACAGAGAUUACGACGACGACCAGGGCCACGAUGACAUGCUGUAAGGCUAGCGCUGCCCCCCCCACCCCAACCCACAACCACCACCACCCCCACCCUCCUCCCGGCCUCAGAGGCAGAGGCAGUCUGGGUCAUCUGGGGAAGCGGGAAAAACGCUCCGCAGAUAACAAACACUGAACUGCAGUCUCAGCCACUGAUGACAGCUCUCAAAAUGUCUCCAAGUAACUUUUUAGUGCCAUUACAAAACAUAGCAAGAACACACAGAAUACGGCCCCACAUGAGGGUCUCUUCUUUUUUUUUCUCUCUCUCUCCUCGAUUACUUUCUACUUUUGAUUUAAGUAAAGCUUAAAAAGAAAAAAAAACUUUAUUUCUACUCAUGUGUCGGAUGGACUUUGUUUGGUACGCGGCGACGUGUUCGUGGUCAGAGUUCGCAGAGACCCUUCGCCUCGCGGGCCAGGACGGACUGAACGCAGCGGACUGCAGAGGGGUCGUGUCUCUCCCCCUCUCCCCCUUCCUUUUACUUCUCCCCUCUCUCUCUCUCUCUCUCUCCUCCUUUCUCUGAAGAAGACACACACAUCUGACCACAAACUCAAGAGAGAGAGAGAAUGACUGACAUUUAAUUUACACCGUGUGUGCGUUUCUGUAUGUGUGUGUGCGUGCGUGCGUGUAUGUGUGUGUGUAUGUGUGAGAGGGAGAGCGAGUGCGGACUUCUGUUCAUUGUCACUGCCUUCAACACUUUGCAUUGGUGGGAGGGAUGUUGGGAUUAUUUUUUUUGGGUGUAUUUUUAGAAGGGUAAGAGGUUCAAAAUAUCAACAUUAUGUGUCUUUCCAUCAUUCAAUGCUGUUAUUGAUGUUGCAUCUUUUUUUUUCUUUUUUUUUUCUUGUCUUUAAACUGAUCAGACCUCAUGCCCAUGCUGUGGAGAUUCUGUGUGGUCAGCACUUGAUGAUGAAUGUUUAUGAUUUCCUUUCAUGUUGUUCUUUAAAAAUAACACACACACACACACACACACACACACGAAGCAGAAUGUCUGAUACCAAGUAGUAUUUUUCUGUCAUUUAUUCCGCAAUCUUCUAGAAAAAAAAAAAGUCACCACUCUGACAUGUAGCCCAACUCCCCUUCCAAUCCCCAGCCCCCCCCUCCAUCCUCCACCCACACUCCCUCCUUCCCUCCCUCCCUCCCUCCCUCCUGCUCAUGAAGUCCAUUGGCAAUGCACUACUCAUAAUGAAGGCUCUUUCCACGCAUCAAUGAAGUUUAAUUUAAGAUGCGAAUGAAUGACAGAGAAAUCAUGCAGGUUAUGAUUUAUCCUUAUGAAAUUAUACUUUAAAACAGCCCCUCACGGAAGAACAUGUUGAGCUGCAACACAAUUUCUGAUCACUUACAAGCUCCGGGUUCUUUUUUUUUUUUUUUCUAUAUAAAAGGAAAAUGAAAAUGUCAGGUGUGCACCGGCGAGAUAAUGAUUUAGACCAACUAAUUGUGAUUCCUGAACACAACUGUCAUUGUUAAUCAAACGUGUCAAGUUUUUUUUUUUUUAUUCCACACACACACACUGCAAUUUCAUUCAGUCCAGCCCCUCUGAAGAUAAACGUGCAUUCCCUGUUAGUUUUAUUUGUAUCACGCGCAUGACUAGUUUGAAGUUUUUUCCAUAAUUUGUGCACCAGACGCAAAAACUGCUGGUGGGGACAUAACACCUACACAUCGCACAUUCCAGCAUGUGACAGCAUUCACAUUAAAGGGCCCAAAUCCAAUCAAGGAAAACGCCAUUUUUUUAGGGAAUGUGGAUACCUCGAUACCUGUUCAGUGUCGCCCCCCCCCAAAAAACGCCAACAUUGAACUGAAGUGGAAUCCACACACACACACACGCAGCAACAAAAAUUCCAAGCUUUGGUGAACAGUUAAAAAUUGAAAAAGAGACCAUGAAUUUCAAGACAAUUGCAAUCAACCACUUUUUUUUUUAUUUAUUAUUAGUAUUAUUAUUAUUUGAUGUUUUAUUUGGCUUUUUUUUUUCAUUGUUGUUGUUUGUUGAUGUGUUUUUAAAUAUCUUGUUCUGUGACUACCAAAGAUAAACUACAAAGUCAAUGUUGUGUGUUCCAUGCAAUAGCAGACAAGGCCAAAUAUCUCUCCUCCAUUCUCUCCCAUUGGGUGAUCAGAUGAGUCUGGCCAAUGGCGGAUCGAAUUGAGAGAGGGUUAAAAAAAAAAAAAAAAAGAAGCUCCUCAAACUGGUGUUUUCAUUCAUUUUUAUUAAAAACAAAAAAACCAAAGGGAAGGGAAGGGGGGGGGGGGGCAGCUGCAGUAAUGUUUGCAGUGACCAAAACUGAAUGGGAGGUGCUGACAGUCGGACUAGAUUAUGACCAAAUUAGGGAAAUGUUUUGUCUUUGGGCCAGUGAGUGGGGAAAAAAGGGAGCUUUUUGGUCAGGAGCAGAUUUGUGUGCAACAUGAAAGGGUAUGUAGAUAAAAGUUGAUGAUGAGGGGAGGAAAAAAAAGCUAUACCGGUAAAUGGAAAAAGCUUUGCAGAGAACAAUGUGAAACGGAUUCUAUACUUCGACUGGACCACACAAUGAUUCAAUGUUUCUCUUUCUUUUAUUCCUUUUUUUUUCCAUUUGUAUCCUUUCAAUGAUUGUAUGCCACUUUUUAGGUUUCUUUUUUUUUUUUUUUUUUUUUUAAAGCGUCUUGAACCCGGGAUUCCGCUGUUCUUUGUUAAGAUUGAGCAAGACGUUAUGAUUGUGUUUUUAGUUUCUGUCAACUUAUUACUUUUUUAUAUUAAAAAACACUCCUGUCAACUAAUAAGCUGGGUACAAGGUACUUUAUGGCAGUUAUUGUUAUUAUUAUUUUCUAAGUUCAUCGCUCAUUAACUCAAAAAAAGGAAAAAGGGGCAAUCUGUGGUUUCCAGAAGAUGUAUUUAAUAUCCAGGCAGCUGUGGGAUGGGUCAGUAACAGCCAGGCUAGGAUCGUGAGAACAGGGCCGAGCUCAUCCACAACCCCCCCUCCCUACCCCCCCAAGUCCCUGGCUGGUUUGUUUGGUAUUCAAAAAGGAGGAAAAAGCGCUGGUAGAUUAGAACAUUCUCAGCAUGUGUAGCUUGACAUUACUAAAGAUAACAGCAUGAGAAAACCGUUAGUACACAUACCUCAGUUCAAACCUAUAGGGAAUGAUUCAAUUAAAAAUGAGAGAAAAAAAAACAAACAUUUCACUCAGUUGCACUUAGUUGUAUGUCUUGCAUGUGUAGUCUGAUACUGUAGAGAGAAAAUGACAAAAAAAAAAAAGAAGAAGAAUAUGGAAUUAGAGAUUGUUUGUCUUAAAGGUUUCAUCCUGUUUGUUUUUUUUUGCCAAACCAAUCCAAACCUCAGGCCUUUUUGUUCAUAGAAAUAUCACCCAGCUGUGUGUGGCACCACUCAUCCUGUCAAAGUCUGUUCUCUGAUGGGUUGUUUUAAGGGCGUUCCAAUAUUAGGUUGUACAUACAUGUCAGUAUAGCCUUUGUCUUUUCCUGUCCCCUCUCUGUCUCUCUCUCUUGCUCUCUCUCUGUUUUUUUUUUUAAUUUUAAAUCAAAAAAAUACAUUUGUGUUAUGAUGUUUGCUUUAUCGCGACUGCUUUGUAUUAACUAUGAAAUAGCUAUGAGAAAAAAACUGCUGUAUGUAUUGGAAUAGCAAACUGUGCUGCAAAUGUAUUUUACUUAGUAAUCCUUGCUUUAAAAAAAAAAAAAGAAAAAGAAAAAAAAAAUCACAUCAUCCACGCAGACAUCUGGGUGAGCUGGGCAGGGGCAGGCUGGGGGGGAGAUUAUCCCCGAUUUUGGAUUUUAAAAACUGUAAUAUAGAAAACAGACUUUUCUCUGUUAUCAUUGACCUAAGCAUUUUGUACAGAUUUUUUUCCCUCUUUGUGUUAAGCUGUUUUUGAUACUUCCUUUUGAUGGUCCAACCACUGCCUUCUGUGGCUGUAUGUUAAAGAUUACUGCUCUGAGAAAAGGGCAGACAGGUAUAUUUCCUCUACAAGAAGGAGAUAUCUUGCAUGACUAAUCCCAGGGUCACAGAGAUGGAGGGGAGGGGGGUAAAAUAUGGUUUAAGUGGUCAGUAAUAAUAUAAGGGUGUAUCAAUCUAAUGAUAUUUUAUAUGAAAUUAAUAGGAAAAAGAAGAAAAAUAUGCAGUGCCAAGAUGUAAAGAAUAUUGUUAAAUGCUGUCUCUCUUUUGUUUUUUCUUCCUUUCAAAGAAAUUUCAUUUUCUCGCGCAUCAAAGAUGUGUCCUUCUCAUUCAUGUCAUGUUUGAACACACACCGCAUUUUGUUCGGCAUCAAGAUAUUUAUAUUUUUUAUCUCAAGGGUCAUUGUAAAUGAGUCAAACCAAGCACAGCAGGAGGACACAGGUCAAAGGUCAGACGCUGCUGGAGACUCGGGAGUGUAACGUCUGUAAACGCCGAAACUGCAACCGCGCGGCAUCAGAUUCCCGACAUCACGCCCAAGUUUAAAACACCAUUGUUUCAUCCAUCACCAACCAUCCAGCCCGCUGUCAUUCCGUCCCCCUCUUUCUCUCUCUCUCACAUCACACUUUUGGGUUUUGUUUUUUUUUUUCCAGAUGGAGAGGGUUGGGAGGGUGGAAAGGGGUGGGAAGGGUGUGUGUGUGUGUGUGCGUGUGCGUG